AUGACCUUCGUAGGGCUGCCUAUAUCACAGACGGCGGCCACAUCCGUCACCACCACCGAACAACAUCUAUCCCCGAUGCCGACCCCGACAUCUGACCACAUCGCCUUACCAGCACCAGCACCGCCAACCACCACUGUUGCAGCUUUAAAGACCAAAACUCGGUCAGUAGAGGUGGAAAGGUCGUACGCGGAAGAGAAUGAAUCCAGUCUAAAAUUGCCACAUGUGAAUUUCGGAGAUCCCGGAACACCAAGGGGAGAUUUGCUGGUGAAGAAUGGUAGAGUCAACUAG
Messenger RNA from Linum trigynum, 288 nucleotides. NCBI's taxonomy places the organism in Eukaryota, Viridiplantae, Streptophyta, Magnoliopsida, Malpighiales, Linaceae. The record is from the annotation of a GenBank genome assembly.